AUGACUCCGUUCGAAGGCGGCGUUUGGAAGGUCCACGUCGAACUCCCCGACCAGUACCCCUACAAGUCACCGAGUAUCGGAUUCGUUAACCGCAUUUUCCACCCCAACAUUGACGAGCUAUCGGGCUCCGUCUGCUUGGACGUCAUCAACCAGACGUGGUCGCCCAUGUUUGACAUGAUCAAUAUUUUCGAGGUCUUCCUGCCCCAGCUACUCCGGUAUCCGAACCCGACGGACCCCCUUAAUGGCGAGGCGGCUGCUUUGAUGAUCAGGGAACCCAAAAGCUAUGACGCGAAAGUAAAGGAAUACGUUCAAAAGUACGCGAGCAAAGACGCCGCCGACGAGGCCGGCGCCGAGAGCGAUGACGACGAUGACAUGUCCUCCGUGGGCAGUUUCGGGGACGACGACGAGGAGCCUGCGGGGCGACUGGACGAUGUAUGA
This is a messenger RNA of Colletotrichum spaethianum, 438 nucleotides long. Its product is annotated as ubiquitin-conjugating enzyme E2 J1. Bases 1 to 438 code for a protein of 145 amino acids. Lineage: Eukaryota; Fungi; Ascomycota; Sordariomycetes; Glomerellales; Glomerellaceae. Gene Ontology annotation, molecular function: ubiquitin conjugating enzyme activity. The record is from RefSeq and is a predicted model, not a curated record. The transcript has 4 exons. Gene Ontology annotation, biological process: protein polyubiquitination; ubiquitin-dependent protein catabolic process. Gene Ontology annotation, cellular component: nucleus.